ACUUGAAAAGAGAAUUGAGGAGGUUGGAAGUUGUGAUUCCAGUUUUCAUUUUCCGGUGUUUUGUGUGCAGAGCAGAACCCUCACACACUGCACCCGAAGAUCUAAGCUUUCUUCUAUCUCUUUCAAUUGCUCUUUUUCUUUAGGUCCAGUUUCUAUUCAACAUAAUAGUAAAAAAAAAGCAUUCGGCAACAACAAUGAGCAAUUCCUCUGCCGGAACCUCAUCAAAACCUAGAGCAGCUUCCUCACAACCAUCGGAAACUUCUUCCAAGCGCAAAAGAGGAGUUUUCCAAAAAGAACUGCAGCACAUGAUGUAUGGCUUUGGAGAUGAUCCUAAUCCGCUUCCUGAAAGCGUGGCACUUAUGGAGGACAUGGUUGUGGAAUAUGUCACUGAAUUGGUGCAUAAAGCCCAAGAUAUUGGAUCACAGAGGGGGAAGCUAUCUGUUGAGGAUUUCCUCUAUUUGAUUCGCAAGGAUUUGCCAAAACUUAACCGCUGUACAGAACUGCUGUCUAUGAAUGAAGAACUGAAGCAAGCAAGAAAGGUUUUUGAAUCAGAUGAAGAGAAACUGAGGAAGGUUUUUGAGGUAGAUGAAACAGUUGAAGGAUGAAUGAUGAAGAUUAUUGAACUGCACCGAUGCUGAAUUCUAGGAUGUUGCUGACCCGUUCUCACUUUGUUGGUUAUAUUGUAUUCCAUUUUGUUUAGGAUACUCUAGAUAUGAAAUUAUACUCAAUGUCCAUGAUUAAAUUGAAACUUUGUUUCAUGUUCGUACUCGAAUAUAAGGUGUACAUUGAUGAGAAAACAAAACUACCAACUCAUUUCAGUAAUUUACUUUACUUAAGUUA
This is a messenger RNA of Gastrolobium bilobum, 840 nucleotides long. RefSeq names its product transcription initiation factor TFIID subunit 13. The coding region runs from base 195 to 605 and encodes 136 amino acids. The record is from RefSeq and is a predicted model, not a curated record. NCBI's taxonomy places the organism in Eukaryota, Viridiplantae, Streptophyta, Magnoliopsida, Fabales, Fabaceae. Gene Ontology annotation, biological process: transcription by RNA polymerase II. Gene Ontology annotation, molecular function: protein heterodimerization activity. The transcript is spliced from 5 exons.